AUGAUAUCCGCACCAACAAAACAAAUACUUAGAGCCCAGCUACGCUCAUUUCCUGCAAAUGGACACUCUGCGUACCUCCCCCAGGUCAGAAAAGUAGUCCUAGAAUACUGCCAGAAGCUUCCUUCUUCCGCCAAUACUCGUACUUUCAUCUCAAAUGACCUCCAGCGCGUUGCAUGGCAGAACCCACACGUAGAAUUCGUCGUCAAGCAGCGCAAUGGUCAUGAGCCAAUAGCAAGGGGAUUAUAUGUCAAUGGCCGUGACAAGGUCAUUCCAUUGCAGGAAUUCGAAGUCAAUGGUGUGGAGAAGAAAGUUCAACUCCUACUUGAUUCCUCGGGUGCGAAGAUAAAACCGCUGAAGAAGGGCCGCGUUGUGGAGAGUACCACCGAAGCCGCAAGAGGAAUUUGGAGUGGACUGCAUGUCGACACCCCGUUCAAAAUAUAG
This is a messenger RNA of Suillus paluster, 441 nucleotides long. RefSeq names its product thioredoxin-like protein. Gene Ontology annotation, biological process: mitochondrial translation. The transcript has 2 exons. Gene Ontology annotation, molecular function: structural constituent of ribosome. Gene Ontology annotation, cellular component: mitochondrial large ribosomal subunit. NCBI's taxonomy places the organism in Eukaryota, Fungi, Basidiomycota, Agaricomycetes, Boletales, Suillaceae. The record is from RefSeq and is a predicted model, not a curated record. The coding region runs from base 1 to 441 and encodes 146 amino acids.